CUUAGACGAUGUGAUUUGAAACGUGGGAGUUAAACACUGCUACAGAUGGCUCAGAAAUUACUGGCUACUUCAUGAAAGGAAGACUUUAAAUUCAGGAUUAUCCGGGGAAAGGAACAAUGGCUUUGACGUUCUCUAUCAUAACAUGAAGCAUGGACAUUUGUCAACAAAAGAAUUAGCAGACUUUAUUAGAGAAAGGGCUACAAUAGAGGAAGCAUAUUCAAGAUCAAUGACAAAACUUGCCAAAUCAGCAAGCAAUUACACACAGCUAGGAACAUUUGCACCAGUUUGGGAUGUUUUCAAAACCUCAACAGAAAAACUAGCAAGCUGCCACUUGGAUCUUGUCCGGAGAUUACAAGAGCUAAUUAAAGAAGUUCACAAAUAUGGAGAUGAACAAAUUAAAGCUUAUAAAAAGACUAAGGAAGAAGUUUCAGGAACAUUGGAAGCAGUGCAAAACAUUCAAAGUAUAACUCAGGCAUUACAGAAGUCAAAGGAAAACUACAAUGCAAAAUGUCUUGAACAAGAACGUUUGAAAAAGGAAGGAGCAACACCAAGAGAAAUUGAUAAGGCAACAGUUAAAUCGAAGAAAGCUACAGAUACCUAUAAACUGUAUGUGGAGAAAUACGCUGCAGUUAAAUCUGAUUUUGAACAAAAAAUGACAGAAACUGCACAAAAGUUUCAAGAUAUUGAAGAAACUCAUCUACUGCAUAUGAAAGAGAUUAUAGAAUCAUUGUCAAAUACCAUAAAGGAUAUUCAUUUACAAAUAGGAGAGGUACAUGAAGAAUUUAUAAAUAACAUGGCAAAUACUACAGUUGAGAGUUUAAUACAGAAAUUUGCUGAGUCAAAAGGAACUGGCAAGGAAAGACCAGGUCCUAUCGAAUUUGAGGAAUGUAAUACAUCCAGUGCAGUUGAAGGAAUAAAACCAAGGAAGAGGAAGCCUUUUGGUUUAUCAGGAAUAAUGAAAAAAGAAAAAGAUACUGAAUCUGUGGAGUGUCCAGAUGCAGACUCAGUUAACAUUCCCGAUGUAGAUGAUGAAGGAUACAGCAUUAAACCAGAAACAACACAGGAUAUCAAGGAGAACCAUUUCUAUUCAUCCAGUGAUUCUGACUCUGAAGAUGAUGAACCCAGGAGGUUCCAUAUAGAAAUAAAACCUGUACAGCCAAAUAAUAGUUCUCAAUACACUAUGCCUUCAUUGGAUGAAUUAAAAGUUUCUAUAGGGAACAUUGCUCUUUCUCCAGCAACAUCUCAGAGACACAGUCCUGCACAAAUGAAUCGAAAUUCAUCCAGUGAGGAGUUAACAAAAUCGAAGCUUUCAGCUCCGACAAAUGAAAAGGGGAACAGUGACCUUCUGGCAUGGGAUCCACUGUUUAGCAGUUCGCUCGAAUCUUGCUCUUCAGCCUCCUUGGCUUCCUCAUCCUCCUCAGCAAGACCCACAACUCCUCUUACCGUAGGCACUAUUGUACCCCCUCCAAGGCCUGCUUCAAGAACAAAAUUGUCUACAGGGAAACUUAGUGGAAUUAAUGAAAUACCUAGGCCAUUCAGCCCUCCACUGACCUCUAAUUCAAGUCCACCACCUGCAGCUCCCUUGGCACGUGCAGAGAGCAUCUCCUCAAUAUCCUCCUCUGCUUCCCUUAGUGCAGCAAAUACACCUACAGUUGGUGUUUCACGUGGUCCCAGCCCUGUCAGCCUUGGAAACCAGGACACCCUGCCUGUCGCUGUAGCCCUUACUGAAUCUGUUAACGCCUACUUUAAAGGAGCAGAUCCCACAAAAUGUAUUGUGAAGAUCACUGGUGAUAUGACAGUAUCAUUCCCAAGUGGGAUUAUUAAAGUCUUCACCAGCAACCCAUCUCCAGCUGUGCUCUGCUUCAGGGUAAAAAACACAAGCAAACUAGAGCAGAUUCUUCCAAAUGCACAACUUGUAUACAGUGAUCAGUCUCAAAGUGACUCCACUACGAGGGAUUUUUGGAUGAACAUGCAAGCUAUAACUCUCUACCUCAAGAAAUUAUCAGAGCAGAACCCAUCUGCAUCCUAUUAUAAUGUGGAUGUUUUAAAGUAUCAGGUAUCUUCAAAUGGCAUCCAGUCCACUCCCUUGAAUCUUGCAACUUACUGGAAAUGUAAUGCUAACACUACUGAUGUGAGAGUGGAUUAUAAAUACAAUCCAGAGUCUAUGAAUGUGCCCAGCAUGCUGUCUAAUGUACAGGUUGUGGUACCAGUAGAUGGAGGAGUAACCAACAUGCAAUCACUUCCACCUGCAAAAUGGAAUUCAGACCAGAUGAAAGCUUACUGGAAACUAUCUAGCAUUUCAGAGAAAUCUGAGAAUGGAGGUUCUGGAUCCCUCAGGGCAAAAUUUGAACUUUCAGAAGGACCCAGUAAACCAGCAACACUUGCAGUGCAAUUCAUAAGUGAAGGAAGCACUCUUUCAGGAGUAGAUGUAGAGCUGGUAGGCUCUGGCUAUCGGCUUUCCCUCCUUAAGAAGAGAUUUGCCACUGGACGGUAUAUGGCAGACUGCUGAUGAACCUGUGAAAGUCGUGUCAUUAAAGGAGUACAAGAAACCCACUCGGCCCCUUCUUCUUGUCAAACACUAUUUUCACAUGCAUUAUUUUUUUUUAAAUAUUGACCUACUUUGAGGCCAAACCACAGGACAGAAAAUGCACUUUCAAAAGUCAUUUUGAAGAUCUUGUAUUACUUUAUAAUAGCACUGAAGUUAACUUCAACACUGUCUGUAAAUGAUCAACUGCAAUAUUGGGGAAACUUUGUUAAAAUUUUGGUAAAUUUAUCUAGAAGUCAAAGUAGUAAUCAAUAGUUGUAAUGAAAGCAUGAAAUCGUAUGCUAUACUGUAAACAUUAAACAUAAAAAUGUAGGAGAGCAAGUAAGAAUAUUUGAGCUUUCCAUAAUACUCAUUUUCAGAUUCCUUCAUUGCCAGUUUUUAAAGAAAAAGGGGCAAACUUUUAUGUAGUUCUUCUUGUGCCAUAAAAAUAUUUGAGUUAGAGAUGUAUAAAAAAUGUAACUUGAUGCCCAUGUAUCAUAUAUUAUUAACGUGUAUGUUGUUUUAUAUAGUGUUUUUUCUCCUAAGUGCAAUGUGUUACAAAAUUGCAAAAGACAGAAAAGAUUUACUUCUGCAGUUAGUGAAUUUUAUGGGUGUUGUGAUUGUUUGAAUUAAUGCUGUAGAUUUAAUUUAUUUUUAUAUGAACUUCAUAACAUUUGUGCCUUUAAAAAAGCCUGUGCCUAUCCAAUUCGUUAUUCAUGUGCCUCACUUCCUCUUUCAAAGUUUGGCCAUUCGUGAAGAAAGUGUGGUGUUUGUAUAAUACAACUUCACAAAAAUUCUUUUGAUGGGGAUCUAAAAGGGAGAUCUGCAGAAGCUGGAGGUUGUUUUAAAGGAGAUCAAAAUAGUGGAUUACUCCCUCAUGGGGUAAUUGCAAUAAAUGCAUCCAUAGUAAAGGGAGGUGCAUCAUGCAGGACUUUGGAAUUUUGAUGUACUAACUUUAAUGUCACCAAAGAUGAGAGUCUUGAAAGGUGGUAACGAUGCUUUUAAAAGAAACCAGCGUUUCCCUUUACACUGACUGCAUUAAGUGCUUUUGGAAUGAUGUGAAUGUAAGCAGUACUUUGGGAGGAAUAUCAUUUAAGAAGGGGAUAUUAUGGCAGCAAGAUGACUGUACUGCCAUUUCUAUUAGUUUUACUUUUUCUCUGUAACUAGCAGUUUUAAUAUUUCUCUUCUGCUCUUCUUGCUGCAGCCUAAGAAAAGUGACACAUUAGUAACAUUUUUUAAAACAAGUAACUAGUUUAGAAAAUCUUUUAUGUAUCUGUAUUAUCAAAUGAUUUUUUCAGUACAGAAAUCAAAAAGUACUGGAGCAAAGUAAUUUAAUAACCUUCAAGUGGGAAUUUUAUAUGACCAUUCUGAAUACUGAAUCUAUUUCAAAUUCUCUAUUAAGACAAUAAAACUUGCUUGAAUUAAUUCAUGCAAAACCAGUGGUGAAUAGGACUGCUGAAGCUUUACAAUACAUUAAGCUUUAGAGAGGCUACAUAAAAUCUGAUGUAUGCUAUACGUUUGGCAGAUGGGAUUGCCAUUAUUAGCUCUAAGGAUAUCUUGAACUUUACAUCUGAUUGGAAAAGUAUAUCUGGCUUUUAAUUUGCUGAUCUUAUUGAGUGGAGAAUUUCUAACGGAUAUGAAAUGGUACAGUCUUUUUACUGGAGUCUUAAUUGUAAUCUGCUUUGCAAUCAAACUGUGUUUAACAUGACAGUGUUUCAUUAAUGAAAACCCAAAACUGUAUAGCUGCUCUUAAUGAACUAUUGCUUCCAUUUCUGAGUUAAAUGAAGUAGCUACUUUUCAGCACUUUCAAACUAGUCCUCAUUGGGGUGAUUAUAGAUACAUUUGCAUUGGGUGCAGGUUACAAUUUUGAAGCCAUGCAAGCCUAUAUAGACUUUUUGUAAAGCAAUUCAAAAACAGUGUAAAAAGUACAUGUAGCAAUCUGAUGGGGAAGAGAAAAGAAGCAUGUAGCAAGCUGGUUCUUGCUUGUGUAUACAGCCAUUUCCUUUGUAGCUGCCUCUGAAAAAAAAUUGAUUUGUAAACACAACUCUAAAGGAUCUGAGUUUUUGUGGAUUAUUACUACGUCAGACUGUAAAUUAGAGCACACAAGUUUAUCUUACAAAAAUUGUAAAUACUUCUGAUUUUUCAUGAAAUGUAAAUUUAAAAAAUGUUGCGCCCAUAAUAAACAUGUAAUAUAUAAUUUAAAUACUGAUUUAUAUUGCUUAUGCUUUUGCAGUCAAUCCCACCGGGUUUCCGAGCGAUAAAAAAUAUGAUGAAA
This is a messenger RNA of Centrocercus urophasianus (Greater sage-grouse), 4799 nucleotides long. It is a transcript of the gene FCHO2, whose product is annotated as FCH and mu domain containing endocytic adaptor 2. The coding region runs from base 143 to 2509 and encodes 788 amino acids. Gene Ontology annotation, biological process: clathrin coat assembly; synaptic vesicle endocytosis; clathrin-dependent endocytosis. The record is from RefSeq and is a predicted model, not a curated record. The transcript has 26 exons. NCBI's taxonomy places the organism in Eukaryota, Metazoa, Chordata, Aves, Galliformes, Phasianidae. Gene Ontology annotation, cellular component: cytoplasm; plasma membrane; clathrin-coated pit.